UGAUUCUGCAUGUAGCCGUUAGCAUGUAAACAAGUAAAGGAAACGCGACUGACAGAUUAAUUACUUUAAUGCACUGCCUUCCCACUUCGUGUUAUUGGAGAUUUAAAUCUUCUUAUUAUAUUUUUUUAGUUGACUCUGAAAUUCACAUAUGAGUUCUGACAGGCAGGAAUGCUAACUAACGUUAGCUUCUAGCUUGUGAGAUUAUGAAGUUGUCGUUAGUUUUGCCUUUUUUCUUGGUGCGAGUUAUUAAAAAUUACUCAACAGCGAGUCUUCUGUGAGUGAAAAUUAAUCACAUUUCAUCUGGGUUACUGCAACUGACCCAUUUGUAUAUGUCAAUAUGAUAUUGCGUGGUAUUUGUUUAAUAGUUUUUUUCACUUAUUAUGGCAAAAAUGUUUUCUGUUUACUUCAACAUUGUGUACUAUGUUCUGCUUUUCUUUACAAAAGACAGCAUUUGAGUCGACGGUAAACUCUGAAGCAGCAUACUUGCGCUUAUCAUAUUUCUCCUCAGAGCGACUGCUUCGCUUGUAGUGAGAUGAUGACAAACAAGUAGCUGAAAGCUUUUGAAAGCAAGUUAUUGGGCACGGUUUUGACACACACUGACCGCAGCGUCCCAGUCCAUCAAUCUCGCAGCACGUGUGAAUGACCGACGUGGUGCCUACCACCGCCCUCAGUGAAAUAAAGCUCCGCCUCCUCUGCCACGAUGACAUAGAGAGAAUAAAAGUGCUUUGUGGAGAGUGGUUUCCCAUCGAGUAUCCAGACUCAUGGUACCAUGACAUCACAUCAAAUAAGAAGUUCUUCUCUCUGGCUGCCACCUUCAGAGGUGGAAUCGUCGGGAUGAUUGUGGCGGAAAUAAAAAGUAGAACGAAAGUGCACAAAGAGGAUGGAGACAUAUUGGCUUCCAGUUUUCCUGUUGACACUCAAGUUGCUUACAUCCUGAGUUUAGGGGUCGUGAAGGAGUUUCGAAAACACGGAAUAGGCUCUCUGUUACUAGACAGUCUGAAGGAGCACAUCUCCACCACGGCGCAGGACCAUUGUAAAGCCAUCUACCUGCAUGUGCUCACCACCAACAACACUGCCAUUCACUUCUAUGAGAACAGAGACUUUAAACAGCACCACUAUUUACCGUAUUAUUACUCGAUACGAGGAGUGCUGAAGGAUGGCUUCACCUAUGUCCUCUACAUCAAUGGCGGACAUCCUCCUUGGACUAUCUUUGAUUACAUUCAUCAUAUAGGUUCGGCACUGGCCAGUCUGAGCCCCUGCUCAAUUCCUCAGAGAAUUUACCGGCAAGCACAGAAUCUGCUGCGCAGUUUCCUGCCGUGGUCGGGCAUCUCCUCCAAGAGCGGCAUUGAGUACAGCAGAACUAUGUGAAGGUCAUCGGGUCACAGUGCAGGGUGGAUGAGAUUUUGGGUCACAUCAGUUGCAGAGGAGGACUGUGAAGACUGACAUCGGAUCUCUCUGGUCUCGAGCUGUGUACUAUACUUGUAUAUUUUACAUGUAUAUAUCUAUAUAUACUUCAAUUAAUAUAUGCCUAGUCAUUAGUGGAUUGCCCUCUUAAUAUAAACUCUCCACUUCAUGCCUGUAAUUCUGCUGCUGUGUAGAAAUAUUCUAUUGUUUAUCCAGAUUUUUAAUAUAAAUAGAUUUUUUUAUUUGUGCCUGUCCUAUAUAGACGAUUUUAGGGUUUGAUGGUAGAGGUAUGCAUACUUUUUUUUUUUUUUCAAUUUAGUCACUUUCAUGCAUGUGUCAAGCACUUUUUCUUUUUUUUUGCGCAGGAACACCUUGACACUAAGCAUAUAUUUUAACCCCCCCGGUUUUAAGUUAAAGAUGUUUUUGGGUUUUUUUAAAUAACGUUUUUCACAGAGGAAAUGAAUGUAGCGUUGCUACGAAGGGAAAACGACGCCGUUGCAGACAGCCCCCCUCCUCUUCUCGUCAAACGCAAAUGUGAAGACUCUUUAAAUUCAGCUUGGGUUUCGGCAUGUUGCUGUGAAUCAGGGAUUUACACACAAAAUAAAAACGUGUUUAAAAAUAGACCGCUCCUGCAUCACGUGACUUGCAAUAUCAGAAAUGUUAUUUAUCUGUGUUUGACCAAUCCGUCCGUUCACCGCGUCUUUGAAGCACGCUGGGUUUUUUUUUUUUUGGCAGUAUGCGUUUACAUUUCUGUAAGAUCACCCAAGACACCUUACAGAAACCGCUCCGUCGUACGUGAUUGGCCUUCACGUGUUUGGAAAUUUUGUGUCUUUCGUUUCUGGAUCUGUAAAAACACUUUUUUUUUUUUUUUUGGUGACAGAAUUGCAUGUAUGAACAGCUGAUUUUGAACGGGUUAUCAGUAUGUGUAAUAGAACCGCUAUCACCUUGUGCUUUGGGGUUUGAGAUUGUGUGUAAAUCUCCUACAAGUUAUCAUCCAGUCUGUUUUAACGUCACGCGCUUGUGAACCGGUACGUUGCUGUGUUUUUACGUUUCAUCGUGUUUAAUGCGUAGAGCAAGUGUUUUAAGCUCUCGCAGUCGAAGAAAAUACAUCCUGAAGCGACAGUGGUUGAGAUGCGGGUGAAGAGGAACUGAAAUGUUUGAUUUGUGAAGUACCCUCUAGUGUUCACCGAGAGGAGCGUAGACUAGAGGGAUUUAUUAUUUUUUUAUUUUAACUGUUCAUAAAUGAAUUUUAUUUGUUGUACUGCUCUUGUCCGUUCGCAUCCCUCCAUGUGUCCGUUAUUCUUCCUUUAUGAAUUAAACAUUCAUUCGUGCAUUAAAAUAAAUUUGAGAUUACCUACAGGUGAAAGAGAUAUAAAUAAAUAAAUACAUAAAGCCAAAA
Puntigrus tetrazona (Sumatra barb) is the source of this 2803-nucleotide messenger RNA. RefSeq names its product N-acetyltransferase 15 (GCN5-related, putative) (gene naa60). Gene Ontology annotation, molecular function: histone acetyltransferase activity; protein-N-terminal amino-acid acetyltransferase activity. Bases 640 to 1368 code for a protein of 242 amino acids. The record is from RefSeq and is a predicted model, not a curated record. Lineage: Eukaryota; Metazoa; Chordata; Actinopteri; Cypriniformes; Cyprinidae. Gene Ontology annotation, biological process: N-terminal peptidyl-methionine acetylation. Gene Ontology annotation, cellular component: Golgi membrane. The transcript has 7 exons.